CUUCUCACCGAAUGAAUGUUGAGGCUGUCUUGUUGCUUCGCCGACAUACUAGACUUGCUGGAGGCAACAGCUGCCAGAGAAAACCAACUUCAAGACUUGGAAACGUUGAUUCAACACGUCAGAGCAGGUGGCGACUUAGAAACUAGCCCCAAGGGAUCGGAACGUAAAGAUGAAAUGCGUCAGUUGUUGGAAGAGCUCGGAUUUGGUGUGCGACUCGAGACGCCACCUAUCGACUUGGAGCUGCUACACGAUGCUGGUUGCACAUGUGACGAUACCGAACUACCACAUCACGUCAGCAGUAGAGAGGAAAUUCGCCAUCUACUGGAGAAAACAACUGAUUUUUUAAAAAGCCUCCCUAGACCGUCACUGGUGACAAUAGCAAGGUCAAGUCACGAUGACUACUGUCCACCUGGUGACGUAGAUUUUAUUCAAGAAGAAGUUCUCCACAUGAUAAAGGAGCUCUAUGGAACACUAAACGUGACUCUAGACUACACAGAUAGCGAUGGACAAAAAUGACGCCAAGAAAACUGAAGUUCGAGUGCAGCACCGAAAGAACCAGACAUUUCCAGAAGUGAUACAAGUUAAGAAAAAACUCUU
Messenger RNA from Limulus polyphemus (Atlantic horseshoe crab), 597 nucleotides. Its product is annotated as UPF0489 protein C5orf22 homolog. The transcript is spliced from 5 exons. The record is from RefSeq and is a predicted model, not a curated record. Bases 16 to 516 code for a protein of 166 amino acids. NCBI's taxonomy places the organism in Eukaryota, Metazoa, Arthropoda, Merostomata, Xiphosura, Limulidae.